UUUUAAAGCAACUCCAGUAACCAGUCACUAUGGACGAGACCAACUCCCAGAGGGAUAGAGCACGAUCUCAGCUAUAUCAGGCACUUAAACCGUACCUUUUCUAUAGCCAGCUCAUGUGUAGUUCACCAUAUCCGGUGGAAAGUUUACAGGGCAAUACCGGCAUGGGGCUUAAUCCGAGAUCGUAUUUCAAAUCGGCACGCUUUCUGCUAACUGCCGCCUUACUGGCCUAUACCAUUAUAUGUAGUUUGGAAGCCAUGGUAGAACUGAUCGCUGUCCCGAUGCCGUUCUUUACCGGUGUGCUGUACGUGAACGAGGUAGUCCUCGGAGUGAUGCUCAGUUUGAUGACCACUGGACGAGGCUACAAGGAAGGAAAACAUUAUGAUCGAUUUGUAACGAGCAUCCUGACGGUCGCCGAAGCUCUACCGCCCAGCGAGUGGAAGAAAAUUCUAUCCAGCGUUCAGUCUAGAUUGCGGUUCACCUGCACGGGCUUGGUGGUCGUCAUUAUGCUGUGCCUCAUUUGCGACUACGUGCACUUUGGCAGCGUGAAGGCGACCAUGUUCAGCUUGGGCGCGUACAUGAUGCCAAACAUGUUGGUAAUGCUAUCCUUCCUGCAAUGUUGCUUCGGAACCGUGCUGAUCCAUCGCCUCCUGAAAAAUAUGAGACAUCGAUUGAGCUCCGAAGAACUGGCCCGGUGUGAUCCGAUGGAGCGCGUUGUGGAAACCGAGCGGCACUACAUUCAGCUUACCGCUUGCAUGGAGCUUAUCGUUCGUUCCUUCGAGUAUCUUAUCGUGAUCAGCACAUUUGCCGGUAUCAAUGUGACCAGCCUGCAGCUACUUGAAAUCUACCAACACCUGCAGCAGAUCGACGCGAGCGAAGUGUACAUAAUGUACAAUAUCUUCUGGAUCUUGAUGCAGCUGUGCAUUCUGCUGACGGUACUCUAUCCAUGUCAUUUGGUCAAGCAGGAGGUAGAGUAA
This is a messenger RNA of Anopheles coustani, 974 nucleotides long. RefSeq lists its product as uncharacterized. Bases 30 to 974 code for a protein of 314 amino acids. Gene Ontology annotation, cellular component: membrane. The transcript has a single exon. The record is from RefSeq and is a predicted model, not a curated record. NCBI's taxonomy places the organism in Eukaryota, Metazoa, Arthropoda, Insecta, Diptera, Culicidae. Gene Ontology annotation, biological process: sensory perception of taste.